UGGACCAUUACAGAGGAAAACGACUUUUACGACCUUUACGACGGUUCAGUCAAUGGCGUGCGAAUCGAAAUACGGCAGUGAGAAAAAGAUGGCGGAGGGAGGUAAUGAUGCAGAGCUGCUGAAGGAGAAGGCGAAUAAGUACUUUAAAGAAAAAGACUAUGACAAUGCAAUCAAGUACUACUCAGAGGCCUUGGAGGUCAAUCCAUCCAAUGCCAUCUACUACAGCAACCGAAGCCUGGCAUACCUUCGCACAGAGUGCUAUGGCUAUGCCCUGGCUGAUGCCACCAAGGCCCUGGAGAUAGACAAGAACUACAUCAAGGGGUAUUACCGCCGUGCCACCUCCAACAUGGCACUGGGCAAGUUCAAGGCAGCACUUAAAGACUACGAGACGGUAGUGAGAGUUCGACCAAAUGACAAGGAUGCGAGGAUGAAGUAUCAAGAAUGUAACAAGAUUGUGAAGCAGAAGGCUUUUGAGAGAGCCAUUGCCAGCGAUGAGAUAAAGAAGUCUGUCGUUGACUCUCUGGACAUUGAAAACAUGACGAUUGAGGAUGACUACGAUGGCCCCAAGCUUGAAGAUGGGAAGGUCACGUUGACGUUCAUGAAGGAGAUGAUGGAGUGGUUCCAAGAGCAGAAGAAACUACACAGAAAGUGUGCUUAUCAGAUUUUGGUGCAAGCCAAAGACCUUCUAUCCAAACUACCCAGUCUCGUGGAAAUACAGUUGAAAGAGACAGAAAAAAUAACAAUUUGUGGUGACACCCACGGGCAAUUCUACGAUCUCCUCAACAUCUUCCAGCUGAAUGGAUUACCCUCCGAGACCAACCCUUAUCUGUUCAACGGAGACUUUGUGGACCGCGGCUCUUUCUCUCUUGAGGUCAUUCUCACCCUCUUUGGCUUCAAGCUGCUCUUCCCCAACGACUUCCACUUGCUUAGGGGUAACCAUGAGACAGACAACAUGAACCAGAUGUACGGAUUUGAAGGGGAAGUCAAAGCCAAGUUCACAGCCCAGAUGUUCCAGCUGUUCAGCGAGGUCUUCCAGUGGCUGCCUCUAGCACAAUGUAUCAACAGCAAAGUUCUGGUAAUGCAUGGUGGACUGUUCAGUGAAGACGGUGUCACUUUGGAAGACCUCAGGAAGAUUGAGAGAAACAGGCAGCCUCCAGACUCGGGCCCCAUGUGUGACCUCCUCUGGUCAGAUCCUCAGCCUCAGAACGGCCGAUCAAUCAGCAAGCGAGGAGUGAGCUGUCAGUUCGGGCCGGACGUGACGGAGCGCUUCCUCAAAGAGAACAAGCUGGACUUCAUCGUGCGGAGUCACGAGGUUAAAGCUGAGGGCUACGAGGUCACUCACUCAGGGAAGUGCAUCACCGUGUUCUCAGCACCCAACUACUGUGAUCAGAUGGGAAACAAAGGAGCUUAUAUCCACCUCAGGGGAUCAGACCUUAAGCCAGAAUUUCACCAGUUCACUGCUGUGCCUCAUCCGAAUGUCAAGCCCAUGGCAUAUGCCAACACGCUAAUGCAGUUGGGGAUGAUGUAGAGGCCACACUUAUCUGUCUGUGACACUGACGACCUCCCAUCUGACCUGAACCAUCCCAGCCACCUCACUCCCUCCAGCGCGCGGACAUGCUGUCGUUCAUGCUUGACCUAAGGGAUCCCUCUCCCUGACAAAUUCCACUAGUUGUAUGCAGAAAACACGUGGUGCAGUUCAGAUGGGAAGAGAUCACUUAACACCUGCCCAGUGCAGAACUGGGUUCAUUCUCUCAUUAUAUCAGUUAAAACUGGAAGUCUCCUUUUUCCGUUGUCCAUCUUCCAACUUGUAUGUUCCACCACUUGGUAAAGAAACCAACCUUGAGAUAUUCAGAUGUGACCUUGGAGCUGUUUGGUUCUUUAGUAUGUGAUGUUCUCAGCAGAUAGGAUCACAUAGGUGGUAUCUACCAAAGAUCUGUAAUGAUUGUUCAGUUUUUACAAGGAGCGUCUUGUGACUCUGAAACCGAGCAUUGUACUGUCGGCCUGUGUACACGGCUGGAGAAUUGUAAACUGGGUGAAGAGCAGUCUGUCAGUGUUUCUAAACCUUCCUACAGUAUGUCAGUUUAUUUCCCACUUUACAGGUAUUCAAAAUAGAAUAACACGACCCCAGCCUCUUCAAAUAAUAGAUUGUUUCUGGGUACACUUUAAACGGUGCUGUUUGCCAUUAGUAGUGUAUUUAGUCCGUUCAGUCAUGAAGCUGGUGACGUUUAAUUUGCACUGCUUCCUAUCAAGGAAGAUACUGCUGCUCUCCAUGUUUUCAUCCUUGACCUUCAUCGUGCCACUCACCUGGCAGCUCCUGCACAGUCUACUCUCCAAACGAGCUUUGGUGUACGGCAACCACUGAUGGCACUGUAGUCACGAUUAUUGUUCAAAACCCGGUGAUUAUUACCCCAAUAUGUGGAUUUCUUCAUUACACAAAACGUCCAAAAUGCAACCCUGUCUUGAAACGCACAGCUGCAUUGUCCAAUGGCCCUCAACUUUUUAGAAAAAGAAGUACACGUACGUGUAUGUAUAUAUACUGUAUCAUUUAAAGAUUCCGUGUUAUGUUUGGAAAAAAAUAUUGAAUAAAAAAAUGAAGUCCAGUCA
Messenger RNA from Labrus mixtus (cuckoo wrasse), 2604 nucleotides. It is a transcript of the gene ppp5c, whose product is annotated as protein phosphatase 5, catalytic subunit. The record is from RefSeq and is a predicted model, not a curated record. Gene Ontology annotation, molecular function: protein binding; protein serine/threonine phosphatase activity. Bases 53 to 1528 code for a protein of 491 amino acids. NCBI's taxonomy places the organism in Eukaryota, Metazoa, Chordata, Actinopteri, Labriformes, Labridae. The transcript has 13 exons. Gene Ontology annotation, cellular component: cytosol; nucleus.